Molecule: messenger RNA, 311 nt
Organism: Adineta ricciae
Lineage: Eukaryota; Metazoa; Rotifera; Eurotatoria; Adinetida; Adinetidae
Source: the annotation of a GenBank genome assembly
CUUGUCGGAUUAAAAGAAUUCUCUGAUGAUGAUAUUGAUAUGGACAUUGAAUAUGGUCAACAAAUUAACAUUCAAAAUAUUCAUUUAGAAAAUCGCCAUGGUCAAUUGUAUUCGACAAUGAAUACAUCAUCAGUGUUACUACCUUAUGUUACAGGUUAUCCAAAAGUAAAAUAUCAAAAAUGGUUUCGUUCAACAUUAAUUCGUCUAAUACAAUUGUCUACAAAUUAUCAAGAUUUUACUCGUCAACGAAUCAAUAUGGAAAUUUGUUGUUUAACAUCAGGUUAUUCUCAUGAAUUUAUUGAAAAUGAAUU